AAUAGGCGACGUUUUUUAGUCUGAAGAAGGGUUUCGGCCCGAAACGUCGCGUAUUUCCCUCGCUCCAUAGAUGCUGCUGCAUCCGCUGAGUUUCUCCAGCAUUUUUGUGUACCUGGGCAGCAGUGAGGUGGGGAUACAGCGCUCUGCUCCCUGGUGGCGGCGACGGCCUGGGCAGCAGUGAGGUGGGAGUGACGGCGGCCUGGGCAGUGAGGUGGGGGUACAGCGCUCUGCUCCCUGGUGGUGGUGAGGGCGGCCUGGGCAGCGAGGUGGGGAUGCAGCGCUCUACUCUCUGGUGGCGGUGGCCUGGGCAAUGAGUUGGGGGUGUAGCGCUCUGCUGGUGGUGGUAACGGCGGUGUACCUGGGCAGUAAGUUUGGGGGGGCAGCGCUCUGCUCUGCUGGUGGUGGUGACGGCGGCCUGGGCAGUGAGGUGGGAGUGCAGCGCUGUGCUCCGCGGUGGCUUGGGCAGUGAGGUGGGAGUGCAGCGCAGCACUCGGAUCCCAGUGCUCAGCUCUCAGUGCUGGGCAGCGAAGUGGCAGCGCGGCGCUCUGAUGGGAGCCUGGGCAGCGAAGUGGGAGCUUGGCGCUCAGCUCUCUGCUGGACAUCAUCUGAAACAUGUUGGUGUCCCAGGAGAAUGGAGUAUAGGGUGAUUUCACUAAAGGUCACUGGAGCGUGGAUCCGCACCCACGUGACCAAAAUUCUCAAGUGGAGGACACUCGAGGGUCCCGGUACAUGUUAGUGGAUGGGGAAAAUCGCAUUUUCCCACCCGUUAAAAACAUAGAAAACGGCGAGGUUGAGAGCUGCAAUUUACUGUGCCAGUCGGGGUGACUGUGAGGCACAGCUACCUAGAUUUACAGGGGGAAAAAAAGAUAGCAAGUAAGGUAAAUUCAAGAGGGAACUGAAGGUGCCAAUCCAGCGGAAGUCAGCAGCCGACAUUUGCCGUGGAUAUUUAAAGGUCCAAAAUAUCGGGAAUUAUCGCGUUUUCCCGCUGAAUUUCAUCAAAAAUGCUACUUGAUCUGCUGUUCUUGCAUCAGAUUGUUUGAUGCUGAAGAGCCCAAAGCUUGAUACUGAUUCACCCAAAUUUUCGCUUUGUUAUGGCAAUAUCUACUUCAGGGAACAAUUUAUUAAAAGGAUCAUGGAUUUCCCGGGGCACUUUGAUCAAGUUUUCCAGCAGCUGAACUACCAGCGGCUUCACGGACAGCUCUGUGACUGUGUGAUUGUUGUUGGGAGCCGACAUUUCAAAGCACAUCGCUCUGUGCUUGCAGCUUGCAGCACCCACUUCCGAGCGCUCUUUACUGUCCCCGAGACGGAUCAAUCGCUGAACAUGGUUCAACUCGACAGUGAAGUGGUCACGGCAGAGGCUUUUGCAGCCCUUGUUGAAAUGAUGUACACCUCCACUCUGAUGCUGGGAGAGAGUAAUGUCAUGGAUGUGCUUCUAGCAGCUUCCCACCUCCACCUCAACUCUGUGGUGAAGGCAUGCAAACAUUACUUAACAACCAGGACUGUGCCAAUGUCUCCCACUAGCGAAAGGCUUCAGGAACAAAAUGCUCGCAUGCAAAGGUCUUUCCUACUUCAGCAGCUGGGCUUGAGCUUGGUGAACUCAGCCCUCAGCUCCAGUCAGACAAUGGACGAGCAGGUGGGGGUGAACUCGUCGCUGCGUCACCACUUGGAGGAUCAGUCGACCGCGUUUCCAGUGAGGCGGCUGCAGAAAAGAAAAGCCAUCCCCGACGAGAGAUCAAAGCAGAGGAUUCGGCCGUCGAUAGAUGAAUCCAUCAUCAGUGAAGGAACAUCAGAUAACGGGCAGGGUGUGGUGCAUACGUGUGGGGAGCUGUUUGCACCAGAUUCCUUGAAAUUGGGUGAUGGCUCUAAAACUGAUGCAGGUGUUGAAAACCAGGUGGAAAAUGCAAUGAUUUUUGAGCAGGCCUUUAGCAUGCCGGAUGAUAAUCAGGUGCCCAGUCAGUCAGACAAAGGUGUAAGCCAUUCCCAGGUGUCUGUAGCUUCACAAGCGACUCACAUUGAAACCGGAUUCAACCAAGAAUCUGUAAAUGAGAAAUCGGAUUUUCAUUCCGAGACAACAGAAAUUCACAUCAACGGAAACGAGGACCAGGUCCGAAUUGUGGUGAAGGCUGAGCCGUUGAGCUCACCUGAUCCUCAAGAUGAGACUAGCGAUGCUGCCUCGCAGGCUGAAGGGAGUGAGUCAGUGGAGGUGGAAGGAGGAAUGCCCAGCGCAGAAAAGCUGGAGCUUAGUCCAGAGAGCAGUGAUCGAAGUUUCUCUGAUCCUCAGUCUAGUACAGACAGAGUCACUGACAUACACAUUCUUGAAUCUGCAAACACAGACAUAAAAACUCCCUUUCAUAUUUCCACCUUUUUGAAUAAGAACCGAACAAGCAGCUUCAGUGGGGGCCAAAGUGUAGACACCAACCUUCCAAACACAAAUGAUGGGAGACUUGAGAAUGAAGCUUCUUACUUAAUGAGCUCAGUGUCCAGUGUUUCUGCUGGUGUCAAUUCAACCAUGGUAACACCUCGAAUGGAGAAUCCAUUUAACGACGGUCCUGAUUCUCACUUCAUGCGACCGAUGCAGGACUUGUUGGGCCUGUCGUGCUCGCAGUCUUCCGAGUACAAAACUGGAGAACCAUUCAGAUUGGAAUUUCCAAUGCCCAACUCUGGAUUGCAUUCACUUUCCAGGCAAUCGAUCAUCUCGUCACGAGGAGGAGCCAGUAACUUCCCAGGUUAUCGCCGCAUUGCCCCGAAAAUGCCAAUCGUGAGCUCUGUGGGAGACGGAGGUUCUGGGUUGCAAGACACUGGCUCCAAUUCCCAGGUCCGCAUACUGAACAGUACCUUGUCCGCUUCCGAAAAAAAUCAUUCUCUGCAGCCAGGCCCUCCUCAGCUGACACGGGCAUCUGCAGACGUACUUUCAAAGUGCAAGAAAGCCAUGUCGGAACACAAUGUGUUGGUGGUGGAAGGUGCCCGCAAGUAUGCGUGUAAAAUCUGCUGCAAGACAUUUUUAACAUUAACGGAUUGCAAGAAACACAUUCGUGUUCACACAGGAGAAAAGCCCUAUGCAUGUUUAAAAUGCGGGAAAAGAUUCAGUCAGUCGAGUCACUUAUACAAGCAUUCUAAAACCACUUGCUUGAGAUGGCAUGGCAGCAACUUGCCAAGUACUCUACUUUGAGAAAGACAUUCAGCACCGUUUGUAUUUGCUGCUGUAAAAGGUGUUGCCUUUUUUUUUUAAAGCCCCUGUAAAGUGAAUAUAAUGAAAAUAGACUUUUGACCUGCAAUUAACAGCAAAGUGUCAGUAAGGUGCCGAGUUCAGAGCAAACUACAUUUUGUAGAAUUUAGCAACUGUAAAAUAUAUGUAUUGCACUUUUCUAUACUGUUCAGCUAUUUUAUUUCAGUAGUUGCUGACUAACCAAAAUCUGCAAAGUAAUUAGCACAGAAUUGUCUGUUUGUGUAUUUUCGGAAAUUAUAGCUUGUGUUGUAUCUAGAUGUAUAAAUCAAGGAGCAAAAAAGAUCUGUAGGUUGAAUAUGUUGACCAGUGAUUAUGUAUUUAUGUGGGGUGGGAGGGUUGGGGGAGUAGCUGGGGAGGCUUGAACCUCACUAUCCACUGGUGAUCAAGCCUUUAUAAUUAUAUAUAUUACUGAGCAGGAGACAGGUAAUAAUCUACAUUGACCAUAUGUUGAUCUUGCAAAUCAACAAAAGGUAUUCUGGUCCAAAAAUAAAACCCUUCAGAUGUGGAAAAAUUGAAAUCAAUCAUAAAAUGCAGAAAUACGUUGCAGCUCAAGUAGCUUCUGUGGGGAGAGAAAUAUGUUUUACACCAUUUAUCAUCAACAAGAGGUAGCGCCUGAAAGAAUAAUUAGAUGUACCAUCUGAAGAGAUUAAAGUAUAAUGAAAGGGGGCUAUGAAUGAAGAGAAUUGCCUUUGGAUUUGUUUUGAUCUGGUGAAAUUAACCCAGUUCUGAUGGGGCUCUGGCUGAAGGUACAGAAUGUUCAGAAUUUAACUGGCGAGUAUUUAUAAAGUUGGAGCAGAAGCUUUAGGAACAUGGAGAUUUAAGGAAAUCUCCGUCCCAUACUGUUCACGCUCUGUAUGGUGGAGUGAACACAGUGCACCUGAGCAAUGCACACAAGCAUUAUUUUGUAGAUCAGGUUAUUGUUUAUUGAGAUAUACUGAUGUCAUUCAUUAACUCUCCACUGGAAUCAACAGCAACUCAUUUAACUUCAGAAUGUACACAUUAGUCUCUGUUCUAGUGUUUCCUUUCAUAGAAACAUAGAAAAUAGGUGCAGGAGGAGACCAUUCAGCCCUUCGAGCCAGCACCGCCAUUCAUUGUGAUCAUGGCUGAUCGUCACCUAUCAAUAACCCUUGCCUGCCUUCUCCCCAUAUCCCUUGAUUCCACUAGCCCCUAGAGCUCUAUCUAACUCUCUCUUAAAUCCAUCCAGUGAUUUGGCCUCCACUGCCCUCUGGCAAAGUUUUUUCUCACCACAGUCUUAAAUGACCUCCGCUUUAUUCUAAGACCGUGGCCCCUGGUUCUGAACUGUCCAGUCCUUUUAUAAUUUUAUAUGUUUCUAUAAAAUAUCCCCUCAUCCUUCUAACCUCCAGUGAAUACAAGCCUAGACUUUUCAAUCUUUCUUCAUUUGACAGUCCCGCCAUCCCAGGGAUCAAUCUCGUGAACCUACGCUGCACUGCCUCAAUCACAAGGAUGUCCUUCCUCAAAUUAGGAGCCAAAACUGUCCACAAUACUCCAUAUGUGGUCUCACCAGAGCCCUAUACAACUGCAGAAGAACCUCUUUACUCCUAUACUGAAAUCAUCUUGUUAUGAAGGCCAACAUGCCAUUAGCUUUCUUGACUGCCUGCUGUACCUGCACGUCAACUUUCAGUGACCGGUGUACAAGGACACCCAGGUUUCGCUGCACCUCCCCCUUACCUAACCUAACCUCAUUGAGAUAAUAAUCUGCCCUUGUUUUUACCGCCAAAGUUGAUAACCUCACACUUAUCUAUAUUAUACUGUAUCUGCCACGCAUCUGCCCACUCACUCAACCUGUCCAGGUUACCCUGCAAUCUCAUAACAUCCUCUUCACAGUUCACACUGCCACCCAGCUUUGUGUCAUCCGCUAGUGUUGCUCCUAAUUCCCUCUUCCAAAUCAUUAAUAUAUAUGGUAAACUGUUGUGGCCCCAACACAGAGCCUUGCGGCAUUCCACUCGCCACUGCCUGCCAUUCUGAAAAGGACCUGUGCACUCCUACUCUUUGCUUCCGGUCUGCCAACCAAUUUUCUAUCCAUGUCAACACCCUACCCCCAAUACCAUGUGCUCUAAUUUUAGUCACCAGUCUCCCGUGCGUGACCUUGUAAAAGGCUUUCUGAAAGUCUAGAUACACUACAUCCACUGGCUCCCCUUCAUCCAUUUUACUUGUCACAUCCUCAAAAGAUUCCAGAAGAUUAGUCAAGCAUGAUUUCCCUUUCAUAAAUCCAUGUUGACUUGGACUAAUCCUUUUACUGCUAUCCAAAUGCCCCAUUAUUACCUCUUUAAUAAUUGGCUCCAGCAUCUUUCCCACCACCGAAGUCAGGCUAACUGGUCUGUAAUUCCCCGUUUUCUCUCUCGCUCCUUUCUUGAAAAGUGGGAUAACAUUAGCUAUCCUCCAAUCCACAGGGACUGAUCCUGAAUCUAUUGAACAUUGGAAAAUGAUCACCAAUGUGUCCACUAUUUCUAGAGCCACCUCCCUGACGACCCUGAGAUGGAGACCAUCAGGCCCAGGGGAUUUAUCAUCCUUUAGUUCCUCUUCCUCCUUAGAUCCUCUGUCCUCCAGCACAUCUGGGAGAUUGUUUGUGUCUUCCUUAGUGAAAUAAACAUACAACAUGGAGAGGAUGAGGGUUGCAUCGAUGAGAAGGUGUUGCUUGGGCGAUGAAGCCCUUUCAUGGACAUAGACAAGGUGGUAAUGUAGUGGGAGAAUGCAAAAUCUUGGAACAUGAAUUGGACAAAAUGGCUUGCCAGAGAUAAAAUUUAAAUCGUGAAGCAAUUGCUUACAAAAAAAGGUUGUUUCAAUGGGAUCAUCUAACUGCACUGAUUAUUUGAUUGAUUCUUAGUUCUUGUUUCCAUUGUUGAUCCUUUCUGCUCUAAAGCUUCCCUUGUUCUCACUGCCCCUAGGUUUGAGAUAAAUAGUCACUUCCAAAAUACCAGCCAGCAGCUUGUGUGGAUCUGUGGAUCAGUGAGUCAUAACUAACAUGGACUUGUUUGUAACACUGGACACAGGCAGGUAAUAUAUUUUUCGUAGAUAGACAUAUAUGCUGGAGCAACUCAGCGGGCCGGGCACCGUCUUUGGAGAAAAUGGAUAGGUAAAGUUUUGGGUCGGGAACCUUCAGUCUGAAGAAGGGUCCUGACCCAGAAUGUCACCUAUCCACUUUCUCCAGAGAUGCUGCCUGACUCACUGAGUUACUCCAGCAUUUUGAGUCUAUCUUCAGUAUGAAACCACCAUCUGCAGUUCAUUUUUUAAUUAUAUUUAAAAUAUUUUUCAUUUGUAUCCAUUUCAGAAACUUGAAAUGAGAAUAUCCAGUCAUUGUAACUGAUUUCAGCUUUCAUUUUAUAAAUUUGAGUCAUAAAACAACAAAAUCAGUGUUCAAAGAGUGUCAAAAGUUAUAAUCUACAGGUGAAGUUUCAAAUAAGUGAUUAAUAUUGUCGCGUGUAAUCCAGAUCUCACAGCCAAAAUCCAAUUGUGACUUGGAACUUUAUGAAUACACUUUCAAAUGCAAGAGCGUUUCUGGAGUAUUAUGUCAACGGUCUGUGGUAUAUCUACAGGUUUCUGAAAACUACUACUGUUAAACUGAAGGUUGGCAUUAAUUGGCAUAAAAUUCCUUGCAUGCAAAAUUUCCUUUUAAUGUUUUUGACCCCAUAUUUGCUGCAUAAAUGUAUUUUAAUGUAUUUAGUAACGGUGACAUUAAGUGGCAGAUCUGAGCUGGGAAGGAGCACCAUCUUCAGCUGAUCCAAAGACUCAGCCACUUAGUCUAUUGCCAAAUCACGUGUAUCUGUCUGAAACAGUGAGAAGUGUGUUUAUAUUAUGAAUAUUGAAUAUGAAUAUUCCAGUGAUUAAUAUGCCAAAAAAAAACCUUCCUGAAUGAGAUUGGAGGAAUAAUAGUGAAAAUAGUCUAAAAUACUUUGUAGAAUCAUGUAAUGUUUAAGGUAGUACAAAUAAAACCUGUUCUCUGUUAAGUCAA
Leucoraja erinaceus (little skate) is the source of this 7196-nucleotide messenger RNA. RefSeq names its product zinc finger and BTB domain-containing protein 5. The coding region runs from base 1040 to 3169 and encodes 709 amino acids. Gene Ontology annotation, biological process: regulation of transcription by RNA polymerase II. Gene Ontology annotation, cellular component: nucleus. Gene Ontology annotation, molecular function: protein binding; DNA-binding transcription factor activity, RNA polymerase II-specific; RNA polymerase II cis-regulatory region sequence-specific DNA binding. Lineage: Eukaryota; Metazoa; Chordata; Chondrichthyes; Rajiformes; Rajidae. The transcript has 3 exons. The record is from RefSeq and is a predicted model, not a curated record.